AUGGGCACCGUCGGUGAAUUGCCUGCUGGCGAUAGAGUUUCCAAGUACGAAUGCAGCUACUGCGGGAAGGGCUUCACACGCCCCAGUAGUCUCAAGAUACAUAUCAACACCCACACCGGAGAGAAACCUUUCGCGUGCCCGUAUGAGGGCUGCGGACGUAGGUUUAGCGUUCAGAGCAACAUGCGCCGACACGCUCGCGUCCACGAGCGGGGUUCCCAGCCUGGUCCGGAUGAAGAUAGCCAAGAGGACGAAGAGGAGCCCGCAGAAUCGUCCGCUGGAAAGAGCGGCCGCUAG
Laetiporus sulphureus 93-53 is the source of this 294-nucleotide messenger RNA. RefSeq lists its product as uncharacterized. Gene Ontology annotation, molecular function: DNA-binding transcription factor activity, RNA polymerase II-specific; RNA polymerase II cis-regulatory region sequence-specific DNA binding. Gene Ontology annotation, biological process: regulation of transcription by RNA polymerase II. The transcript has 3 exons. The record is from RefSeq and is a predicted model, not a curated record. NCBI's taxonomy places the organism in Eukaryota, Fungi, Basidiomycota, Agaricomycetes, Polyporales, Laetiporaceae. Bases 1 to 294 code for a protein of 97 amino acids. Gene Ontology annotation, cellular component: transcription regulator complex; PcG protein complex.